Messenger RNA from Brachypodium distachyon (stiff brome), 2911 nucleotides. Its product is annotated as poly(ADP-ribose) glycohydrolase 1. Gene Ontology annotation, cellular component: cytoplasm; nucleus. Gene Ontology annotation, molecular function: poly(ADP-ribose) glycohydrolase activity. The record is from RefSeq and is a predicted model, not a curated record. The coding region runs from base 960 to 2411 and encodes 483 amino acids. The transcript is spliced from 14 exons. Lineage: Eukaryota; Viridiplantae; Streptophyta; Magnoliopsida; Poales; Poaceae. Gene Ontology annotation, biological process: carbohydrate metabolic process; nucleotide-sugar metabolic process; ATP generation from poly-ADP-D-ribose.
CUUGAAUUGUGUAGAGUUUGCAAGAUGGUUGAAGGAAUGAAGUAAAGUAGUUACUGCAGUUAGCACAUGAUCAUCUUGAAUGCCGAUGUCCUACUGGAACGCACUGCUCCUUCCGGCUAAAAGGUCAUCUGAAGGCACGAGAUGAUGCAGGUCUCUAGCAGCACCUCAUGAAGCAAACCAAACCUAGAGAAGUCUUUUAUUGUUGCUCUUUGUAGUAUGGCAGUUAAUAAAAUUUAGAAACUUUAUAACAUUGCCAAGUUCGUAAUCUGAAUUAGAAUGGUCAACCUCAUUUUUCUCUAUUUUAAUUUUGUGUUACCAUAUUCUUUUUCAACACCUCAUCUGUGCAGAUUAUGGUUUAACUGACCUAUUGUUUGCCAUCUUUGUAUUAGACCUUGAUCACUUCUAUAUUAACCUUAGUACUAAUUGGGAUUUCAUUAUUCCUUGAAACCAUGUGUAGUUCAUACGAGUCUUGUAUAUGCUUGCUUUAAAUUCUACUCCAUGCAUGGGAAUCAAGAUAAUUAAUUUGAUGAUUUCAGGGAGCACCAAAAAUAAUUGUUUCUCCAAAUCUGUAGAAGUUGUAGGUGCAGGGAUUAAGUGGAUGUGUUUGAUGGGCACAGACAGUCUGUUUUGAUACAGGACCAUAUUCGAGCUGACUUUCAAUGUUUAGUGUGGUGGAUGCAAUUCCAUGAUAGGGAAGAGAGUAAGUUUAUUGCUGAAAAGAAACAAGUUGGAAAUUACUACUGCUCUACCAAGCUUUGAAGAUCCUGGGCACAUGGAAUUUUUAGAUGCUAUAAAAUCUAGCAACUUCAGCAAAAUCAGGCUUGAAUUAGUUCAUCUCAACAUCAAACAAACAGUGCACUGCAUCUUUGCCACUGAAUCUAGACACAAUGUUUUGCCAGCACCAUCUUUGAAGCCACUAGCUCUGAAUCAAUGAGUUCAGAAAGAAAUCAUAUCUAUCCAUGGAUUACUAUAUAUUCCAGUGGAAGAGAGGACAGAGGAGAGCAGCCAUGGAAACGGAGGCGCGCAGCGACCUGCGGUCGAUCCUGCCGCUGCUCCCCGUCGUGCUCCGGGGCGGGGCCCUCUUCUGGCCGCCGGCGGCGCAGGAGCAGUUGAAGGCUCUGGCUCUGGGCCCCGACGUCAGCCGCGUCACCUCCGGCGACGUCCUCGCCGACGCGCUCCACGACCUCCGGCAAGCCCUCUCCCUCCCGGCGCUCCCCGCGCGCGCCGCCGAGGGCUUCGCGCUCUUCUUCGACGACCUCCUGUCGCGGGUCCACGCGCGGGGCUGGUUCUCCGACGUGCUCCCCCGCCUCGCCCGCCUCCUCCUCCGCCUCCCCGCGCUCCUCGAGUCUCACUACGGCAGCGCCAGCGCCUCCGGUGGCGGCCGGGCGCUUGGGCUCCGUCUCCUGGGGUCGCAGGACGCGGGACUCGUGCUCCUCGGGCAGGAGCUCGCCGCCGCGCUGCUCGCCUGCGCGCUCUUCUGUCUGUUCCCCACGGCCGGUCGGAGCCAGGCGCGCCUCCCGCCGAUCAAUUUCGACACCUUGUUCGCGUCUCUGACUUACAAUUCGAGGCAAAGCCAGGAGCACAAAGUGAGGUGCCUUGCUCACUAUUUCGAGAGGGUUACCGAGUCUACGCCUACUGGUUUUGUUUCAUUUGAGAGGAAGGUUCUUCCUCUCGCCCAUGUCUCCGGUGGCAUUACCUACCCUGACAAUGAUGCUUGGAUUAAAUCCAGCACGCCCCUCUGCCCGUUCCGGGUAAUUUCCUCGGGUUUGAUAGAAGACGAGGAACAAGAAGCCCUUGAGGUUGACUUUGCAAAUAAAUAUUUGGGAGGCGGUGCACUUUCCAGGGGUUGUGUUCAGGAAGAGAUUCGUUUUAUGAUAAACCCAGAACUGAUUGUGGGCAUGCUCUUUAUGGCUUCCAUGGAAGAUAACGAGGCUAUAGAAAUUGUCGGUGCAGAAAGGUUCUCACAGUAUAUGGGGUAUGGUUCCUCAUUCCGCUUUGUUGGUGACUACUUAGAUACGAAGCCCCUUGAUGCGUUGGGCAGACGAAAAACUAGGAUAUUAGCCAUUGAUGCUUUGGACUGCCCAACUAAGUUACAGUACGAAACUAGUGGUCUUCUAAGGGAAGUGAACAAAGCAUUAUGUGGAUUUUUGGACCAAUCAAAGCAUCAGCUAUAUGUGAAGCCUUUCCAGGAUUCUAAUACCAAGAAUAACUGCCCAAGUGUCAGCUCUGAUGAAUGUAUAGGAGUUUCAACUGGAAACUGGGGCUGUGGGGCUUUUGGUGGAAACCCUGAAAUUAAGAGCAUGAUUCAGUGGAUUGCUGCAUCACAGGCAUGCCGACCUUUUGUUAAUUACUAUACUUUUGAGGCUGCGUCACUGAGAAGACUAGAAGAGAUUGACGAUGGGGUCGUCUAAUACAUCUUCAGUGGGUGAUUGCAGACUGAACUACUAGAUAUAGUUGUUGGUUCUAUAGAUGGAGGCAGGGAUCCUCUGUUUUCUUUACCGAAUGCAAUCAGUCGUAAUCCCAUGUUGCUAGGCUCUCUUUUCAUGUUCUAUUCACCUUAAUUCUUUUUCCUUGCAUCAUCACAUUGUGACAGGUGAUCCAGUGGAUAUUGCUCCAUGGGUGGACUGUCGGCGAGUUGUGGCACAUGCUCGUCGAGUAUUCAACCCAGACGCUGAGAGGAGAAACGCACGAGGGCUUUUUGACUUGGUUACUUCCAAAGAACGGUGCUAAUAGCGAUGUGGAUUACAUGUGUGAGUAGCCUGAUGCUGUGAGGUUAGCAUCUACAUGUAAUGCGCAGGUGUGCACUAUACUUGUGUGAACAACUUUGUAAAAACAUUAAUUGGUUGAUUUUUUUUUCCCUGGCCACAAACUGGCCAACAAUGGGUGAGACCAACUCAUAGCAGUUUCGUAA